Messenger RNA from Penicillium manginii, 792 nucleotides. RefSeq names its product alpha/beta fold hydrolase. The coding region runs from base 1 to 792 and encodes 263 amino acids. The record is from RefSeq and is a predicted model, not a curated record. The transcript has a single exon. Lineage: Eukaryota; Fungi; Ascomycota; Eurotiomycetes; Eurotiales; Aspergillaceae.
AUGUCACUCACUUACGAAACCGUCGCACUCCAAGUCCAAGGGGUCAACCUCGAGGCUUCUACAGUUCACAGUUUAACAUCUAAACCUCCAAUUUUAUUCUUGCAUGGCUUUGGGUCCUGCAAAGAAGACCUGGCAGAUGUACAUCUCCACCCGUAUCUGAAACAUCACGGUUAUAUCGCAUAUGAUGCGCCAGGUUGCGGCCAUACCAAGAGCGAUAAACUCUCCGCCACCGAUAUACCUUUCCUUGUCGCUACUGCAGAAGCGUUUCUGGAACACUUCAAAAUCACUCGCUUCCAUUUGAUGGGCCACUCUAUGGGUGGGCUCACAGCGCUCUACCUGGCGCACCGCAACCCUGACCGGGUACUGAGCUUUGUGGAUAUCAAGGGCAAUUUGGCCCCGGAAGACUGUUUCCUCAGCAGACAAAUAUUCACAUUCAAGUCAGAUGACCCUGAGGACUUCUUCGACGCCUUCAUCGACCGGACCCGAACCAGUGGAUCUUACGGAAGUGCCUUAUAUGCGAGCACUCUUCGGGCACGAGUUCGUGUCGAAGCGGUUCGACCAAUUUUCGAAUCAAUGGUACAUUUAUCUGAUGAGGCAGAUCUGCUGGGGAUGUUCCUUGGGCUGCCUUUCCCACGAAUGUUCAUGUUCGGAUGGGAGAUGAGAGGGUUGUCGUAUCUCGAACGACUAAAGAAGGGGGGGUGUGGAAUUAGCGCAGAUCGAAGAGUGUGGUCAUUUUCCCAUGUACUCCAGCCCGCUGGAGAUGCAUCGACAGAUUUCGAUAUUUCUAGAUAG